AUGAGGCCCUAUGGCUAUGGGCUCCACGAUUCGCAGUUUGGUGUGCUGCUGACGAGGAUUGAGAGCCCUCCGAUACCCAUAGACGUUGCCGAGGAGUCCGUGACGGUGAAGAAGCUGGACGAGCUGGCGAAACUGGCAGAGCAGAGCGACGAGGACUCCGAGGCUGCGCUGCAGAGCAUUGUGGGUAUCAAUGCUGCCACGAGCACUGAUCACAAGCCACAGAGGGACGAUGGACAGCAGCAGGUGCUGCAGAGGCCCAAUGGGUUCUUCGACUCGCUGCGUGGGUCGCUGGCGACGCUGAAGCUGAGCGAUGGCCAUGCGCAGCGGCGUGGUGGUGGUGACGGUGACGGUGGAAGUGGUGGUGACGGUAAUGGUGAUGACGGUGACGACACCUCUACCGACACAACGCCGGUGAUGAACGCUGGUGUGACGCUACACGGGUCAUCUGGGAGCACUGCGACGCCUCUGGUGACGAACGGCCGCAACGUUCUCUCCAAGCUGUUCAGGAACUCGACACAUGUCUCUGAGAACGACAGACGGCCCCCGACGAAGGGCAGAAACGACGAUGACAACGGCGGUGACGGCAGGAACGCCGACCCUGGUGCUGUCCAUCACUACAGCGACAGCUAUGAUGAUGACGACAACGACGACGAGACCACCAAUGACGACCACGACCACCACGACGACCACGACCAUGACCACGACAAUGACAACGACAAUGACAACGACUACCACCACGACAACGACAAUGGCGAUGGUGCCGACCACGACCACGACACCACCGCCGGCGACCACCCAGCAUCAGCCACUGACGGCGUUGUGCCCACGAUCGACACGGGCAUCGAGCUCAAUGAGCACCCGGGCACCGUGCUCAGCGACCAAGGCAUCCUGAUCAGCCAGGACUACUCGGACGUCAACAACACCCAGGUGGAGCACUUUGCCCCGGUGGAUGCUGAUGACGAUGCCAUGUUCCACAACACGGUAUCAUCCGGUGAUGAGGACCUGGCACUGGACUCAGACUUCUCAGACGACGAUACUGAGAUGGACGACGCAACGUUCCAGAGUGUCACGGGGAGGUCCGUGAUCUUCCCAAGGACUCUGUCAGCAAGGACCCCGACGUUCAGGCCGGCACCAUCGAGAAAGCUGUCAUUUGACAGGACAAAGCCAAGGAUGAAGAGACGGUCUGGCUCUUUGCUUCAGAGAAGACAUCCGUUGCAGGAGCCCACGUCGUUGCAAAGCGACCUGAGUGUCGAGUCGGCGUUCGCUGAGAUGCCGUCGAUGGUUGAAGCUUGCUUCCCGAAGGUUGACGUCGAGCCUGUGCACCCUCACGCUUCAAAGCUUACGCAGAUGGUUGAUUCCACGCUGAAACGGUCCAACAAGGGCCCACUGGAGCACUUCCUGUUUGUCGAUGGUGAAGCUGUGUCGAACAAGUCGGACGUUGUCACCUUGAAGGUCUGGCUUCCGGACGAGUCGAGCUUCGACGUGAAGGUUCGUCGCUCCGUCAGGGUGUUUGACGUGAUUGGCUUCAUCAUCUGGUCGCUGCUGAAGAGCAAGGCUCCGUUGUUUCAGGGAGAUGCUGAUGAGACGCUACGGAACCCAAACAGGUGGUGCUGCAAGCUCGUUGACGAGGAUGGUGAACCGUACGAAGGCUCGUUUGGGCUCAUGGAUCGCACCAAGAUCAUUGGCUCCUACGGCGAGGACGAGCUGGCCCUGUGCAAGGUGUCGGAGUCUGACUUCCAGAUAAACCAGCGUAGGACCCCGGUGCCUGAGGCUGGCACCGACGCUCUUCCAUCGCCCGUGAAGAACCAGAACAACUACUACCGGAGCAUCCUGCCACACAUCGACAACGACGUGAAGGAUGCCAAACGCGUGGAGGUGCAAGUGUACCAGUACCCGUACACUCACAGCUCCAAUGACUUCCUGAAGUUUGAGUUCCUCGUCACGGAUAAGCUCAACGACAUUCUGGUGAAGUACACCUCUGUGAAGAGCCUGAUCCCCACAAGUGACUACGUCUUGAAGGCUGUCGGAGAGAACUACGUCCUGGACCUCAACGACUCCCUAAGCUCGCUUGACGAGAACUACACGCUGGAGGUGUUGACCAAGAGGAAGGCGAGGGAGCUCAAGUUCCCGAAGAAGAGGAUACUGGACACCAGCACGCUGCCAACGGUCAACUCGAACCUGACACCACAGACCCUGGUGAUGAGGCAGGAGCUGCCUCAAGACACCGCCAUGGCCACCACGACCGCGGCCACGAUGGCCACCACGACCACUGCAGCCACGGUGGCCAGGUCGGCGCGCACUACGCUGGGCAAGCAUGCCAUUGGAGGCUCGUUCAAGAAUAGGAGCCUGCUGAGGCUGAGCUCAGUGGCUGAUACUUCUAUUGUUCCUAACGACAUCAACUCGGAGUACCACAAGUACACGGUGUGGCGUCGGUUGCCCAUGUCCUUCAUCAAUCGUCACGAGCGCACGCUUGCCAUUGACGGAGAGUACGUGUACAUCAUGCCCAAUGACGAGAAGCUAUGGUACGAUACGAAUUUCAAGACUACAACGUUCCACGUGAGUCAGAUCAUGAGCUGUAAAGUGAGUAAAAGGGUGCCCUCGAACUUCAAGAUCGUCGUCAUGAAGGCCAAUGGUCCAAAGAGGUAUGUAUUUGAGGCUCUGAACAACGCUGAAGCCAAGGAGAUCAUUGGCAAGCUGAAAACGCUCAUGGAGGCUUACAAGAUCAACACCUCCUCUGUUGUGUAG
Williopsis jadinii is the source of this 2745-nucleotide messenger RNA. It is a transcript of the gene AVO1, whose product is annotated as Avo1p. Gene Ontology annotation, cellular component: cytoplasm; TORC2 complex; plasma membrane. The coding region runs from base 1 to 2745 and encodes 914 amino acids. The record is from RefSeq and is a predicted model, not a curated record. Gene Ontology annotation, biological process: TORC2 signaling. The transcript has a single exon. Gene Ontology annotation, molecular function: phosphatidylinositol-4,5-bisphosphate binding. NCBI's taxonomy places the organism in Eukaryota, Fungi, Ascomycota, Saccharomycetes, Phaffomycetales, Wickerhamomycetaceae.